UCAAUUUCACACAACAAUCCUCUUCUCUUCGACUCGGGUAAAAAAAAUUUCGAUAUCUUGAAGUUUGACACUCUUAUCUUCACUUGAACGGUGUGUAUUCGUCCUCGAUUUAGAACCAAAAGUUCUGGAUUCAAUUUUUAACUUUGUUCUUCGGUAGGCCCACGAGCCUCGCCUAGCUUCUUAAACUUUCCUUCUGGAUUGCUGAGAUACAUAUACAACAAACAGUUCUCACACUCUCCCAUAUGUUCGUCAUAGAUACAUGCAUGUGUUACGGACGGACCUUCAUAGCAAGCCCGUGACACAUGCAUAAUGCUUCCUUUUGAUUGCUACUGCAACUUCGGCGAUGGACUCAUUCAGAUUCAGAGCUCCAACGAGAUGAUAGGUGCUUCCAACAUCGACAGUGUGAUGGAUCAAGAUGAUGAUGGCCAGAAACCCGCGGAGCCAUCCCGCAGUCACAAGGAAACCGAGAGAAGGCGCCGGCAGCGUAUCAACUCCCACCUCUCGACCCUCCGCUCUCUUCUCCCCAACCCCACCAAGAAGACAGACAAGGCGUCACUGCUCGCAGGUGUGGUCCACCACGUCAGGCAGCUCAGACAGCAGCUCGCUGCCUUUUCUCGUCAGCACACAGACCCCUCCUCCUCCUGCAGCUGCAGCAGAUUGGCGUUGGCCGACCCCGAGCAGUGGCCGUUCCCAGGAGACUCCGAUGAGGCGACUUUAAUUAGUUGCCACGGCAGUGGCCUCUUGAAGGUGACCCUCUGCUGCGACGACCGGCCAGGCCUCAAUGGUGAAUUGGCCCGGACCUUCCGGGCUUUCCAUGCCAAGGAGAUACGGGCUGAGAUGGCUUCUAGUGGCGGGCGGGCCAAGCUGGAAGUGCUGGUCGAGUGGGUGGGUCGACAGGAUGAGGAUCGGGUCAGCGGCCUGAAGCGAGCCCUAGAGGCGGUAGUGGAGAAUCGGGCUAGGAGACUUAGUUAUAGGAAUAAGCAGGCUCGGACUUCGUAUGAGUUGAGCUGACGAAGGCUGGACAGUAGGGAAAGGGGCUCCGGCACGAGCCAACGCUUCGGACCUCCGCUACGCACUAGAACACAGAGUCAAUGUAAGAGUCAUCCUUAUAUCGAGUCGAACACUACUACCGUUCUUUAGUAAUUGAUUUGUGAGCAUGUGAAAUGAAGUGAGAAAAUGAUUGUCCAUUUAUGGGAAUGAUGACAAGUCCAUCAUUAGCAUCGAUUCAAAA
This is a messenger RNA of Punica granatum (pomegranate), 1231 nucleotides long. The record is from RefSeq and is a predicted model, not a curated record. Lineage: Eukaryota; Viridiplantae; Streptophyta; Magnoliopsida; Myrtales; Lythraceae.